AUGAGCGCGUUGUCCAAUAGCGCAGUCUUUGAAAUGAAUCCAUACGAAGGUCAUCCCAAUCUCUCCGAACUGGAAGCAGAAGUCCUAUGGCAGUACGCAAAGCUGGCUCAGAACAUCAAAGAGCUGGUGGCAGAAACACAUCGAUUGAGUGAAGCUCCUGAUGAGAAUCUACUCAAACAACUGCGGGCAUUAGAGAUGAAAAUGGGCUUGGUUCUUACCUUGUUCAAAGCCUCCGUUUGGGCUGUUAUCAAUGAGCAGCCGGCUAUAGACAUUUCUGAAGCAUAUGCUGACACCACCGCGGACCAGACUGCGAUGCCGUGA
Molecule: messenger RNA, 321 nt
Organism: Somion occarium
Lineage: Eukaryota; Fungi; Basidiomycota; Agaricomycetes; Polyporales; Cerrenaceae
Source: the annotation of a GenBank genome assembly